This is a messenger RNA of Fragaria vesca subsp. vesca, 2265 nucleotides long. Its product is annotated as delta-1-pyrroline-5-carboxylate synthase-like. Lineage: Eukaryota; Viridiplantae; Streptophyta; Magnoliopsida; Rosales; Rosaceae. Gene Ontology annotation, cellular component: cytoplasm. Gene Ontology annotation, molecular function: ATP binding; glutamate 5-kinase activity; glutamate-5-semialdehyde dehydrogenase (NADP+) activity. Bases 1 to 2265 code for a protein of 754 amino acids. The transcript has 21 exons. The record is from RefSeq and is a predicted model, not a curated record.
AUGGAACAAGACAGUGAUCGAGCUUUCAUUAAAGACAAAAACGUAGUCAAGCGCCUAGUUAUCAAGUUAGGAACUGCAGUUGUGACUAAAAAGGAGGGAGGAAUUGCGCUUGAAAGAUUACAAGUGCUUUGUGAGCAGAUUAAGGAGUUGAGAUCUCAAGAUUAUGAGGUGAUAUUGGUGACAUCAGGAGCUGUGGCCCUCGGUCGUCAAGCACUUAAAGACAGGAUAUCAGUUCACAACAGCAGGUAUCUAUUUGUGUAUUUCGACUCUUUCCACAAGACAGUGGAACUGAACGGGAAGGCAUGUGCCGCUGUUGGACAGCCUGAUCUGAUGGCUCUCUUUAAGACUGUGUUUAGUGAGGAUGUGACACAAGCUCAGUGUCUUGUCACUGAAAGUGACUUUAGGGGUAAAGAUUUUCAAAAGCAGCUGAAGGAGACUGUCGAGCACUUGCUGUCUUUGAAGGCUAUACCUUUAUUCAAUGAAAAUGAUGCAGUUAGUACCAGAACAGAUCCAUAUGAGGAUUCUUCUGGUAUAUUUUGGGACAAUGAUAGUUUGGCAGCUCUACUAGCUAAGGAGUUGAAGGCUGAUCUUCUUAUACUUAUGAGUGAUGUGGAUGGUUUGUACAACGGGCCUCCAUGUAACACAGAUUCGGAGCUUAUACAUACAUACAUAAAGGAGAAGCAUCAAGGUAAAAUCACUUUUGGAGAAAAGUCUAGAGUGGGACGAGGGGGAAUGGCAGCAAAAGUAAAGGCUGCUGUUGAUGCAGCUUCUGGUGGCAUCCCUGUUGUCAUCACCAGUGGAUUCGAUGGCCAUAAUGUUACCAGAGUCCUUCAAGGAGAACGCGUUGGGACUCUAUUUCCUCGAGAUACAAAUAAAGAGGAGUCUUUGGUUGAAAAUGCAAGAGAGAUGGCCAUUGCAGCCAAGGAAAGUUCUAGACGGCUUCAGGCCAUGACUUCAGAAGAAAGGAAAAGAAUUCUACUGGAUAUAGCUGAUGCACUUGAAGGAAAUUCACAUAUAAUCCAUGUAGAAAAUGAAGCUGAUGUGUGUGAAGCAGAACAUGCCGGAUAUGAAAAAUCCUUGAUAUCUCGGCUAGCACUAAACCCUGGGAAGAUCACACGUCUUGCAAACAAUAUUCGUCUGCUCGCAAACAUGGAAGAUCCAAUAGGCUGCCUUUCAAGAAAAACUCAGCUUGCAGAUGGCUUCAUCUUAGAGAGAAUAUCAUGUCCAUUGGGUGUUCUCUUGGUUAUAUUUGAGUCUCGUCCUGAUGCACUAGUACAGAUAGCUUCACUUGCAAUCCGAAGUGGGAAUGGCCUUCUCUUGAAGGGUGGGAAGGAGGCUAAGAGAUCAAAUGCAAUUUUGCACAAGAUCAUUACAGACGCCAUCCCAGAGAGCGUUGGUCGCAAGCUAGUUGGACUUGUGACUUCAAGAUAUGAGAUUCCAGAUCUGCUAAAGCUUGAUGACAAUCUGAUUAAUCUUGUGAUCCCAAGAGGCAGCAACAAGCUGGUUUCUCGAAUUAAAAAUUUGACCAAAAUUCCAGUUCUGGGGCAUACUGAUGGAGCAUGCCAUGUAUACAUUGAUAGGUCUGCUAAAAUGGAUAUGGCAAAGCAAAUUGUUUUAGAUGCAAAAGAAGAUUAUCCAGCAGCCUGCAAUGCCAUGGAAACACUUCUGGUCCAUAAGGAAUUAGCGCAUACAGCUGAUUUCAAUGAUUUUAUUGUUGAGCUUCGCAAGAAAGGUGUUAAUUUAUAUGGUGGAUCAAGAGAAAGCUCCUUGCUCAAUAUUCCUCAGGCGGAUUCGUUAUCUACUGAGUACAGUUCCAUGGCUUGCACUGUUGAGGUUGUGGAUGACGUGCAUGCUGCCAUUGAGCAUAUAAAUAAAAACGAAAGUGCACAUACUGAUUGCAUCAUUGCAGAGGACCAAGAAGUUGUGGAAGCUUUUCUAGGUCAAGUUGACAGUGCUGUUGUUUCUCACAAUGCAAGCGCAAGAUUCAGUGAUGGUGCUCGAUUUGGACUUGGGGCAGAGGUUGGGAUAAGCACAAGUCGAAUUCAUGCUCGAGGUCCUGGACUGUUAACAACGAAAUGGAUUAUCAGAGGAAGAGGACAAGUCGUUGAUGGUGAUAAGGGGGUUACUUGCACCCACAAGAACAUCCCAACUGAGACAGAUGGAGGGACACAAGAGAAGAGAAAGGAAGAAAACAUGAACAUGACAUUUGCAGCUACUGAAUUCUUAUUCAGAACUUUCACCAUUUCUUCAAGGAAGAAGUCGUAA